AUGGAUUCAGGCGACGAUAUUGCUCCGAUAGCCAUUCUCAUGGACGAACUUCGUUCAGAGGAUGUGCAACUACGCCUCAACGCCAUUCACAGCGUGCCCACCAUCGCUCUUGCUCUUGGGCCGGAUCGGGCACGUGAAGAACUCGUUCCUUUCCUACAAGACUCUGUUGACGAUGAAGACGAGGUUCUACUGGCACUGGCGGAAGUGCUUGGUCGUGGCUUCGAGGGGUAUAUUGGUGGCAAAGAAUUUGCCCAUCUUUUACUCGGUCCACUCGAGAAUCUCUCCGCCGUUGAAGAGACUCUCGUUAGAGAUAAAGCUGCAGAGUCCAUCACCAAAAUUGCCGCUGUCCUUUCACAGGCUCAAAUAGAAGAAUACUACAUCCCCCUCCUGAAACGUCUUUCUCAAGGAGAAUGGUUCACAUCACGGACAUCAUCUGCUGCUCUCUAUCCCGCCGUCUACGCCAAGGUGUCUACCGCAGUCCAGGACGACCUUCGCAAGAGUUAUGUUGCAUUAGGGUCGGACGACACACCCAUGGUCCGCAGGGCGGCAGCUAAAUGGCUAGGGGCUCUGCUCGCCCACUUUUCUCCACAACACGUCUUGUCCGAUGGCCUCCCCAUAUACCGCAGACUCCAAUCCGACGACCAGGACUCGGUCAGACUACUUACCGUCGAGGAUUUGAUUGCUCUAGCCAAACGUCUUUCUCCAGCUGAAGUCAAGGAGCAACUCUCCAAACAGAUUCGACAAAGUAUUGGUGAUAAAAGCUGGCGCGUGCGGUACAUGGCUGCGACCCAUUUCAAUGAGCUCGCCGAUGCAGUCGGUGCGGAGUUGGUGCGAGAAGAGCUGACUGCCCAAUACGUGCAACUAUUGAAGGAUAACGAAGCAGAAGUCCGAACCGCGGCUGCUGGCCAAAUUCCUGGCAUGUGGAGUUUCUCUAAGCUCCUCGACAAAGACGUCAUCUUGGCCCGUAUUGUACCUUGCGUUCGCGAUAUGUCUCAAGACUCGUCGCAACAUGUCCGCGCUGCUUUGGCGAACCAGAUCAGUGGCUUAGCACCUUUGCUGGGCAAAGACUCGACUAUUGAACACCUCCUUCCCCUCUUCCUACAUCUCCUCAAAGACGACUUCCCUGAAGUGCGAUUGAACAUCAUCAGCAAAUUGGAGACUGUUAACGACGUGAUCGGCAUCGAACUCUUAUCGGAAACGCUCUUGCCUGCCAUCGUGGAACUCGCAGAAGACAAGUCCUGGCGCGUGCGCCAGGCUAUCAUCGAGUAUAUACCAUUACUCGCUAACCAACUGGGAAAACCCUUCUUCGAUGAACAACUGGGUAACCUUUGUAUGUCGUGGCUUGGCGACACUGUUUUCAGUAUCCGAGAAGCUGCCACGGUAAACCUCAAGAAACUCACCGAGGUUUUUGGAGUCGAAUGGGCAAAAGUUCAAAUUGUGCCGAAGAUUAUGGGCAUGGGUCAGCAUCCCAACUACUUGUUUAGAAUGACUACUGUUCAGGCCAUCACGACAAUUGCUCCGUCACUCACCUUGGACAUUGUCGGCAGCGAGAUUAUUGAUCCCUUGCUACUGUUGGCAUCCGACGCUAUUCCCAACAUUCGUUUCAAUGUUUCGAAGUCGUUGGAGGUUCUAGCUCUGGCUUACGGUAACACGCCCACUGGCCACGAGUUCGUUCAAACACGAAUCGUGCCUUGUCUUGAACACCAGAAAAACGAUCAGGAUGCGGAUGUGCGGUAUUUUGCAGCGCGGGCACUCCAGAAGGCCCAGUCUGUUUUGUGA
Messenger RNA from Mycena indigotica, 1779 nucleotides. RefSeq names its product Ser/Thr protein phosphatase 2A regulatory subunit A. The record is from RefSeq and is a predicted model, not a curated record. NCBI's taxonomy places the organism in Eukaryota, Fungi, Basidiomycota, Agaricomycetes, Agaricales, Mycenaceae. Gene Ontology annotation, cellular component: protein phosphatase type 2A complex; cytoplasm. The transcript is spliced from 8 exons. Gene Ontology annotation, molecular function: protein phosphatase regulator activity. Gene Ontology annotation, biological process: protein dephosphorylation. Bases 1 to 1779 code for a protein of 592 amino acids.